Molecule: messenger RNA, 780 nt
Organism: Brettanomyces bruxellensis
Lineage: Eukaryota; Fungi; Ascomycota; Pichiomycetes; Pichiales; Pichiaceae
Exons: 1
Coding region: 1-780 (259 amino acids)
Biological process (GO): endocytosis; actin filament organization
Cellular component (GO): plasma membrane; endosome; clathrin vesicle coat
Molecular function (GO): phospholipid binding; clathrin binding
Source: RefSeq, a predicted model, not a curated record
AUGUUUGGGAUAAAAAAGGGUAUCAGGCAUCUCAAGAAUAUUCCUAGGAUAUCGAUUAAUAAAUAUUCGUAUUGCGAAAAUUUAAUAAAGGAUGCAACUGAUGGCAACAACAUUGGCCCGACGAGUUUGGAACUCAACGAACUUUCGCAUCUCUCGUUUCGCCCGAAAUGUUUAUUGAUAAUAAGUAAGAGACUUGCGAAACGGCUGGAAAGCAGGAAUUCAGUUCAAGUGUUAAAGUGUCUAACGGUAAUUUACUUCUUACUUCAGGCAGGCUCCGGGGAAUUCAUCAAAUGGGCGAAUACGCAGAAAUAUCUUGUUCGAAGCUUGCUGGAAUAUCAGGCUAACGCAAAAAAAAAUAAAAAGAAAUUAAAUCUAAGCUCAAAUAUUAGGGAAAAGGCAAGAGAAGUAUCGAGGCUUCUUGAUAAUAAAGACAUUUUGUUGGCGAAAAGAGAAGAAUUCAAACAUAUAAGGCUUAGUAUGAAAUUGCCAACACCUAGAUCAUCUUUAGAUGCUCCACCUUCACAAUCAUUACUAUCGCCGAAUAGCAUCUCAGAGUCCGGAGUUUUUGAUAAGUUUUAUAAAAGGAGAGCACGUUCGUUGGACAUUAACAGCAGGCAUGACAUCCUUCAAAAUAUUGAGAACGCUUAUGGUCAAAACAGUGAGAAUAUGUCUGCGCUCAGCGCCAGUCAUUACCCAAAAUUCUCUCGAAAUCUGAAGAGACCAGAACUGGGUAAUAUUUUAGAAAUAGAUGAGGAUGAAAGCACCCAAAAAUUCACUUAA